CGUGUAACUUUCUUGUCGUAACGUCACGUUUCUACGGAGACGAGAAGAAGAAAAAGACAUGGCCGCGCUCAUGAGGGGCGUGAUGCGUCUUUUCCCCACAGAAAGAAACGCUUUUCUUUCCACCAGCGGCGACAUUAUCGUUGAAUCGAGGCGCUUUGUUCGCGGCCUGCGGAGGAAACCGGUCAGGGUGCUGUUUCCUGAGGACGACGCGGGUAAAGCUGUAAAGCCGCCGCCGCAUCCGCAGUCUGGUCCCCAUGCAGCGGAGCAGACGGUGGCAAGAAGAGGGCAUCCUGACAGGAGUGACCCCGUUAACACCAGGACUGAGCCUGCAAAGCAGCCGCAUGUUACCGUGUCAAAGGAUCACAUAGACGGGCUGCGCUAUGAGCGGGCUUUCCCUGGAGAUAAGAGAUUAUCGAGGCUGGUCAGCGUUGCUCGGUCCAGGACGUUUCGGGAGCACCAGGGUAAAAUCCUCCUGGAGGGCAAGCGUUUGAUUUGCGACGCCCUGGAGGUUGGCGCCCGCCCACACACGGUGUUCUUCAGCGCGCUGGAUCGGCUCCGAGAGCUGCCACUGGACAAGCUGAGGGGCGCGGCGAUCGUCAAAGUCAAGUUUGAGGACAUCAAGAUCUGGUCUGACGUCGUGGCCCCGCAAGGCGUGAUCGCUAUAUUUGCCCGGCCUGAUCCUUCGCGCCUCAACUUCUCACAAAGAGGUCAGUCCGUGCCGAUGUCCCUGAUAUGUGACAAUGUCCGCGACCCUGGUAACCUUGGGACCAUGCUGCGGUGUGCUGCUGCCGCCGGCUGCCGCGAUGUCCUUCUUACCAAAGGUUGCGUUGAUGCCUGGGAGCCUAAAGUCCUGCGUGCCGCCAUGGGCGCCCAUUUCCGGCUCCCCGUCCACUCCAAUCUGGACUGGGAGGAGAUCGGAAACCAUUUCCCUCAGCCGGUGACCGUGCACGUGGCUGACAAUUCCCACCAUGGUCACCACCUAAGAAGAGAUGCAGAGGACGAUGGGACUCACAAGCUCUCCAAACCGGGAGAUUACGGCUGGGUCAGUUCAUCAGCCACCAGGAAGAAGACGGAGCAUGCAGAAUACGACUCGGACUCGGACUCGGAUUCUGACUCGGAGGAUGAGGGUCUUUCCCUCCCCAGGGUGGAAACCAAACUGUACCACGAGAACUGGGCUCAGAGUCCCUCUGCUCUUGUGAUAGGCGGAGAGACACACGGUCUGAGCAUGCAGGCGGUCCAGUUAGCAGAGAAAACCCACGGUCACAGACUCUUUAUUCCCGUCGUUCCAGGUGUGGACAGUUUGAAUUCAGCCAUGGCUGCCAGUAUCAUUUUGUUUGAGGGUAGGAGGCAGCUGGUGAAGCUUCAGCAGACCACUGGGAAAAAGAGACCGGCCAAGGCCGAUCGUUCAGGGUCAAACUGAAUGUGUAUACUGUUUAUACUGUAUAAUUAAAGGUCCUGUCUGCAAUAAAAGCCCAAAUUUCAACCA
Molecule: messenger RNA, 1486 nt
Organism: Fundulus heteroclitus (mummichog)
Lineage: Eukaryota; Metazoa; Chordata; Actinopteri; Cyprinodontiformes; Fundulidae
Gene: mrm3a
Product: mitochondrial rRNA methyltransferase 3a
Exons: 4
Coding region: 59-1420 (453 amino acids)
Biological process (GO): RNA processing
Molecular function (GO): RNA binding; RNA methyltransferase activity
Source: RefSeq, a predicted model, not a curated record